Molecule: messenger RNA, 180 nt
Organism: Sclerotinia sclerotiorum 1980 UF-70
Lineage: Eukaryota; Fungi; Ascomycota; Leotiomycetes; Helotiales; Sclerotiniaceae
Exons: 2
Coding region: 1-180 (59 amino acids)
Source: RefSeq, a predicted model, not a curated record
AUGUGUGGUGGUUGGGGGACUUGGGGGACUUGGGGCAUUUGGGGAGGUGCGGGAGGUGGUGGGAAGUGGUGGGAAGUUAGAAGUGAGAAGUUAGAAGUUAGCGUGAGACGAACAUUGGAAAUCCUCGGUUUCUUCGGAAUUCACUUGAAUGAAGGGGAUGAAGGACAAUACGAUGAUUAA